UGCGAACGUCAUGCAUGCAUUGUGCUAUUUAUUUACUUGAGCACGCAGCAGACCUGCAGCAGGACUGACUGUGUUCACAGCGAAAAAGCAGGAAUCUUUCGUUCUGUAAAAUGUAAUCCUGGAAACUUUCUGUGUCGCUGCAGUGGAUUCUCUGUAGAUCCCUGUAGGCUAGCAACUGUUUGAAGAACACAAUGAGAAUCAACCCUGGGCCGUUGGGAUAAGUUGCAUGCAUCGGCGAUGCGCGGUGUUUAUCGAUGUUGUGAUGUAUUCUGAUCUGAGCUGAGCAUUGAUCAUGUUGAUGUCUGAUGAUGAUGCGGCAAUGAUCAUAAUGAUGUGCAGCCAGACCUGAUUUGAAGACGUCAAUCUAUAAGUUGAGCUACAUUUUUAAAUUAGGUUCGUCUAGUGCUUAACCAUGGGUUGCUGUCACAGUUGCCGUUGUCGCAAGUCCAAGUCGGCCAGCGAGCCAGAGCCGGCCAGUCACUAUAUCUACUCCAACAACCCCAUACCGGAGAAGAAUCACAUCCCCUUCACCGAUAUGCAGAUGCAGCUGACUGGUUCGCAAGACCUUCACAUCAUCCCUCCUGCUAACGGGAACAUCAAGGACGGUCAGAGCACCAUUGGUUCGACUAAACCACGGGGAUCCAACGUCUCUCUGGCUAAGAGGAGCAGUGCCUUCUAUCGCCUGAGCAAACUCGGGAGUGACUUCAGCAUCGGGGAGAGCAUCCGAACCGAUGGGAGCACGUGGACAGUGGCAUCCUCAAUCAACGAUCAGAAGGAGGUGGAUGAUCCCAAUUAUGCCGCGGAUGUCCUCACCAAGCUCAAUCGCUUCCGACACGCCAACAAAUACACAGACUUCACAAUCUAUGUGGGCAACCUGACCUUCCGUUGCCACAAGGUUGUCCUCUCAGCCACCAGUCGCUUUUUUGCGCUCAAUAUCUGUGAUGAGGUCACGGAAGAAGGGGAGGUGAUCAUCAAGCAUGACAUGACCCUGAACGAUAUCAGGCCUGACGUCGUGGGUCUGCUCCUGGACUACAUUUAUACAGCCAGGCUCAUGAUCAGUGGUGAGAACGUCGUGGACCUACUGACAGCAGCUCAGUGCUUCUACCUUCACUCUGCUGAACAGGCCUGCCAGGAAUUCUUGGAGAGACAGGACAACAGAAGCCGCAACUCAAUCACUGAUUCAUCCAAAAUCAUGGCUGAGUACACCUUCGAGCAACCGUACCAUGUGAACGAAAUUCUCCUGGGUCUGAAUGAUCAGCGAUUUGACAAUAGGUUUGUGGAUGUCACGCUAUGUGCUGGAGAGGAAGAGCUUCCCUGUCACAGAGUUGUCCUGGCAACAGUUGACUCUGCGAUGGAAGAGAGACUACAAACAGCCGAUGAAACUGGUCGUGUGAAGAUAACAGAUGUGAGUGCACCAGUUAUGAGAAUGAUUGUGAACUAUACUUACACCUCCAAGCUUGAGGUCUGUGAGGAGAAUGCAAAGGAAGCCCUUGUGUUGGCCAGUACCCUCCGACAUGAGUCCGCCGUUCGCAAAUGCAGUGAGUUUUUGAAGACAAUGCUAGAUCCUGCUAACUGUCUUAGCAUCCAGCGAUCUGCCAGUGGCCCAAGCUGUGAGCUACUGCACAAGGUAGCGACAAAGUUUGCCCUGAAGAACUUUCGGGAGGUCAUCAAGUAUGAAGAGUUCCUCGAUUUGUCACCGCAAGAACUUGUUGAUUAUCUGGGAGAUGAUAAUUUGAAUCUCUUUAGUGAAGAGGAGGCUUACAAAGCCCUCAUCAGAUGGAUCAAGCAUGACUUUGAGGCAAGAAAGGAACACCUGCCAUUUGCCCUGAAGAGCAUCCGUCUUCCUUAUGCCUCACCGAAAGUCUUAGAUGCAGUUGCAGAGGACCCAUUAGUGAAGGAGUGCGAAGGAUGCCAGGAUCUAAUCCUGGAAUCACGAGCCAUUCACAUUUUGAUCAGAGAUGGCAAGCAGAAGAGCGACCCACGAAUGAGACCUCGCAAAUCCUUCGCUGAUGUGACCUUUGUCAUUGGUGGCCGAAAUAAGAACCAGCAGUGGAUACCAGAUACCAGUUACUAUGACAACAUCCGCAGAAAGUGGUUCCCCCUGGAACCGUUUCCGGGGAGCAACACCGAGUACAAGGUUGUGGCAUUGAGCAAUGACGUGUACGUCAUCAGUGGACGCUUCAGAGAGGGACAGUUGUGUGGGAAUGUUUGGAGGUACAACUCCCUCUUUGAUGAGUGGACUGAAGUUGCUUCAAUUCACCUUCCACGUGUCUCCCACGGUGUCGGGGUCCUCCAGGACCUCAUCUACGUGGUGGGAGGCCGGGUGGACAAAUCUAACGAACCUCUCCAGGAGGUUGAGAGAUACUGCCGCCAAACCAACCAGUGGAAGAAGAGUGAAUCCAUGACCUAUGGGGUGCUUGACCCUGUUGUCACAUCCCACAGCCGGCGUCUCUACGUCGUGGGAGGGCUCAGCGAGGAGGGUCAGGUUCUUGUCCAGUGCUUCCACCUUGACAAGAACGCCUGGACUGUCAUCAAGGAUGUCAGUCUGCCCUUCGAGCCACGAUUCGGAGCAACCGUGAAGAGCAAGAUCUAUCUAGUGGGAGGCAAGACGGAGUACCAGGUUCAAGUGUAUAACCCCAACAAGGGCGAGGACAAGAUGAUUGGUGAGAUGCAGCAUGCGGAGGGUCACGCGAGGGAGCUCUACUCAGCGACAGUCACCAACCGCAAGAUUGACGUCACAGGCGGGCAGUGGACAGUCGGCACGAUAGAAGAUGCUCUGACCAUCGCCACAAACAGCGUUGAGCAGUAUGACCCACUGACCAAUGAGUGGACGGUGCUUGGACCGAUGCCGAGGGCGUUGACCUUCCACGGCUGUGUGACCAUCAAGAUGUACAUCGGCUUACCUAAGGGAACAGACAGCUGGUCGAGCAACAAAAAGUCGUACCAGAUAAGCCGCAAAUAAAGGCAAAGAGAGUACUUGUUUCAACGUUAUGAAGCUGACAGUUGAUUGAUUUCACUUCAUUGAGGCUAUGUUCUUUCAGUUAUUCAUUCAUAUUUCUCUAUCAGGUUUUCUUUUUUGAAUUGUGACACUAUAUUCACACUACCUUGACCUACCGUCAGAACUAGAUUCAAGGAUAUAAAUUUUACUUUAAUUUCUACAAAUCUGUGCUCAACUUUCACGCAAUUUAUUGUAUUUAUUUGAAUGAGAUUUCCUUUUCUUUUCUAUUCAGAGUGCAUUGAGAGUAAUGAUUAAGUUCUUUCAUUGUUUUAACUCAUCGGCAGCUUGAGUUAAAGUUAACUUAUGGACCUCUCUAAUGCCACGUUGUAUGUUGGACGUUGCAUGUCUGACAUAGGUGCAAGCAUGUCUGACAUAGGUGCAAGCAGGUGCAAGCAUGUCGGACAAAGGUGCAAGCAUGUCUGACAUAGGUGCAAGCAUGUCCGACAUAGGUGCAUGCAUGUCCGACAUAGGUGCAAGCAUGUCUGACAUAGGUGCAAGCAUGUCCGACAUAGGUGCAAGCAUGUCUGACAUAGGUGCAAGCAUGUCCGACAUAGGUGCAAGCAUGUCCGACAUAGGUGCAAGCAUGUCUGACAUAGGUGCAAGCAUGUCCGACAUAGGUGCAAGCAUGUCUGACAUAGGUGCAAGCAUGUCUGACAUACCGGUAGGUGCAAGCAUGUCUGACAUAGGUGCACACAUGUUGGACAUAGGUGCACACAUGUCGGACAUUUGUGCAUGCAUGUCGGACAAUAAUCAUAGCUGUAAUUGAUUGAAGUAUCAUGUAGCAGGGCUAAUUAUGUGGAGUGGCCAGUGUCAUUUUUGUUGAAUCAAUUAGUAACUGCUGAAUCCUACAUACCCCAGCAGCUUCAUGCACAUACAUUGUGUACUUGUACGAGACCAAAGAGUUUGCUGGAUUUUGUAGGAUUCAACAGGGUUGAGGUGUUAAUUAAUGUACAUAAUCGUGUAGUUUAGCAUUGCACACUAACCUGGUGAUCAAAUGUACGUACACGUAAUGGA
Molecule: messenger RNA, 4012 nt
Organism: Patiria miniata (bat star)
Lineage: Eukaryota; Metazoa; Echinodermata; Asteroidea; Valvatida; Asterinidae
Product: kelch-like protein 24
Exons: 2
Coding region: 413-2962 (849 amino acids)
Molecular function (GO): protein binding
Source: RefSeq, a predicted model, not a curated record